CAUCACCUUCACUUCAGUUGCCUGUGCAUAUCCUACCUCUGCAGUUCUGUCUCAUAAGAAUCGCUUACACAGAACUCCUGAAGAACAAGUCUUCUGACGAUUACAAGAAGCUGGAGAAGGAAGUGACGUUAACUGUAAGUAGAACUCCUGAAAGUGUUUAGAAUUUAGAGAAGUCAGCCAGUUACUAGAGCUGAACUUGGCUUCUCUGGUUGCCAGGCUGCAACUGAGUAGCUACUUGUUUUCAGCUCAUGUUGGCUAUGAAGACUCCUCCCUUGAGGAAAGGUCUAUCUAGCCCAUAAGGAUCCUAAGUAGGAUUCCUGAGGUGGUGGUGAACUAAUACCCAGCCAUAUCAGACUGGCAUCUUUAAUGAGUAUCCAGUGCACAUACUUCUACCAUUGAACAGCCACAAGUUUGGCUUUAGUCAUGAUCAACACUACCCAGAUGCAGACAAGCUGUCUGUAAGCAAGGGGCUUUGUCCUCCCAAAUGAUCCACUCAUCUUAUGAUGAGGAAGGUAGCUCUAAUGCUUGGAACACAAUACUUGGACUGUGGUAAGGCAAAUUCUUCUAUGCAUGGCAUUUCCUACUAAUCCUUCAGACCCACAUGGACUCUACACUUCCACAACCCGCCACUCUCCCCCUGCCAGACUCUGUGCUUAUCUAUUAGUCUCAUUUGAACCUCUGCUUCACUUCCCAGUCCAAGAACAACUAGUGUCGUUGACUUCACUUCCUGGCUCUGUGCAAAAGAGUCCAGGUUCCUACAAGUCCAAACACACUUCCAGUAAGCCCUUGCUAUUCAUAGUGAAGUAGCUGUUGUGAAAAUCUGUGUCCUUAACCAGUGGCUUUUCUUGUUUUCAGCUAAACAAGAUGUUAUCCAGCUAUAAGAACUUUCUCAAAGCAAACAUUCUCCAGUUUUUGAACGGCUCAGUCAUUGUUGAGAGUGAGGUUCUAUUCCAGAGAGAUGGCCCUGCUCCCACAAACUCUGACCUCAUCCGUACAGUUGUCACAGAAGUAGAAAGGAAAAUGGACACCUUUUUUGGCUGGAGAGUAGAUAUCAAGUCUGUCAGGUCAAAUGGUUUCAGCCUUGAGAAUCUAGAACCAGAAAAGCUGUUGGUCUCAUUCACUGCUCUGAGACUUGGCUCGAUUGCAGCAUUCGGUGGUGUGGGUAGCCAGGGCCCUCUGGACCGACUAAACAAUAUGGUGGUUCAGUCUCUGGGGGCCCUGUACAAAGUGAAGAACUUCUCCUUUGUCAGACUCAGGGAUAUCAAAGGUGACCUGGAAAUCUAUGGUGAAGCCUACAUUGACACACAUGCCCAUGCUGAUGUCCACCAGGUUCUGCAAGCACUGAGGGGUCUUGUUAACUACUCUGUAGACUUGACAUCUCUCUCUGUGGAUGAUUCAAGGCUUAGCUUGCAGGUUUUCCCCAUUUCCUUCCUGAUCAACAACAGGGCAGUCAAUGAGAAACUGCUGGAUCACUCUUCUGUGGAACACCAGAACCUCACCAGGGACCUUGCUGAUGUGCUGAUGCAUGCCCUGAAGAAAUACCAAGGCCUCCUGCAAGUGGUAAUUCGAGACCUCCUAAGUGGCUCCCUGAUCUGUCAUGGCAAUGUGGUAUUCCAGCAUCCUGCCCCAGCCAGUGCAGAUGUUCUGCAGACUCUUGUUCUUUCAGUUGGUCCACAUGAUGUGUUGGCUGGGUCAGGCUUUCAGGUGGACCCAUAUUCUUUCACAGUGGCAGAUGAUCAACUGGAACCUCCCUUUGUGUAUCCAAGUUUCCCUGGAUAUGCUGUGGCAAUUAUUGUCAUGUGUGGCCUUGUUAUAAUUGCCAUUCCCAUUGUGGCUCUGCUGUACCUGAAUUCUGGGCUAUUUGGCUGGCACGACAAGGCUAUAAUUCAGGGUGGGAGAGACCAUGAAGCAGGGACACAAACAUUUGAACUGGAUAACCAAGGAUUCCGCUCUACCAUUGAAGAGGAUGAUGGCAGACAUUCAUACACACCUACAAAAUACUCUGCCAGAGAGUGAAGAUGCACCAUACAAGUUCUUCCUGGCUCAUGGACCUAAAUUUCCAACCUGCUGUAGAAACAGGAAGGUUCCAAGCACUAUCUCUGGUGGGGUGGGGGGUGUCAGCAUUACAAAUGUAAACGAUUCUGAAAUCCCUUGGAUGGUGCAAACUUUGUCAUUUCAUACAGCUGAGAAUUCCUUGUCUGCACCCUGAAUAAACGCCAUCUACACUAUAGAACUACAAAAGUAGCCACAACUGGGUUCAUUUUUCCACAUUCUGGAGGGAGGUGGCAGCACCAGGUGCAUCCUGGCUAACUUCUUGGUGGAAGAAGUGACACCACCUCCCUCCUUGAAGAAUAUCAGUGCUGUAAUAAAACAAAGGCCUGAUCCCUCAGUGAUGCUUAAAUUGUGCACCACUCUCCUCUUCUUGAGGACUAGCUGCUCCUUCCAAGGGAACAUGAGACAGACUUCUAUCAACCCAAAAUAACUCCUAGAUGAAGGGCCUCUUGACCUAGCAAGAGUUCUGAUUAGGUAUUCAGUGUGAAUAAUGCCCCAGCUCUCCCUGACUCAAGCAGAAAUCCCCCUGUGAGAUAGGAAAAUUUUAUUGUAAGCAUGCCUUUGACUUAAUGUUUUAAGUUAUGUUUUAAACUCUCCUACUUGUAUCUUGGCUUGCUACUGAGUCUGUAGCUGCAGUGCCAAAACAUUUGUCUUCUGAUGGUUGCUGUGACUAGGAGGCUUAAGAUACCUGGUUUCUGUAACUCUGAACCAAGGGCAGUCUUGUGACUGCUUAAACUAGCUGAGCUCUCUGAGCAGGGAGGAUGUCAGACCAUCUCACUCCCAGAUUCUCUUGUAGCAGUACUAGUGCAGUCUCUAGGCAACUGCCUCUCAAAUAGCUCCUUAAAUGAGCGAAGAUAAGAUUUCCCAUCUCCGUUUCCUAGAAGCUUUGCUGUGGGGCGCAGACCUCCCUCCUUGGUCUGUCACUUCCUGCUUAGGCAAGCCCUCUAGAAGCUGCUAGGAGCCCUCACUUGGGCAGGCUUUCCAGGCUCCCCUUUUAGCCAGAGGACACUCUUCCCUUUAAGAGUUACCCAUGACUCUUCUCUGGAAGAGUAACUCUUCCAUCUUGUAGGUCUGAGCAAAUACAGAAGAUCCAGCCCAGACUUGCUUUCACCUGCCAGGUGGACUCCUGCCCUAGUUAGCUUAUUUGGUGGCAGUAUCCCUGGGAUGUGGAAAUAGUGUCAGCUUGACUCACUAUAAGGCCAUGUCUCCUUAGCUGACAUGUCCUUGAAUGAUAGGCACUUCCAACUGUCUGAGAAAUGUCCCCUGUCAAACUAGGGUCACAGAAGCCAACAAGCAUGUUCUGAGGAAGUGGAGAACUUCAGACUGGUGACCUAGAUCAAGAGGGGUGAUAGUCCAGUACUUGGAAUGCUUCCACUCUUAAAGGAAUCUCCUCUUGUGCUCUUCAGAGAAACCACUUGAUUACCUAGGUAAUGGUGCAGUUACUUCUGCAUCAUGGACUGCUUGCAUUUCAAACUCUCAGCAAGCCUGUCCUUUCUUCUGAGGAAACUACUUGGCUAAACAUAAUUAUACAGAAGAAUCUGCUUGCCUUAGAAACUGACUCCUAUUGUAGUCCUCAGGCUCCAGGCCGGGGGAGGGGGGGGAAAGGGAAGAGAAGCAAACCAUAUGAGGCUGAAUGAAAUAGGAGUGGACUGUCGCCCUACUACAAAGUGCCUGCUGCUGACAGCUUUCUCUGCCACCAGCAGGAUUUUUCCCCCCCUCACAGCAAACUGGUUUAACUUGUGCCCCUUUUUUAUAUGCAUAUCUCAUAUUUGUGGCAAUUAUUUCAGAGAAUGUGUGUACUUUG
This is a messenger RNA of Chrysemys picta bellii (western painted turtle), 3856 nucleotides long. Lineage: Eukaryota; Metazoa; Chordata; Testudines; Emydidae. The record is from RefSeq and is a predicted model, not a curated record.